AUUACAGGCUCAUUGGAAGGCAAAAUAACUGUAGAAUAGGAUAUCAUUUUUGUUACAACUUCAGAGGAACAUCUUCUGUCACAGUUAAACUCAGAUUCAUCCUAAUCUCCUGAGAUGAAGUUGAAUUUCUUCGUUUCCGCUGUGGCUCUACUUGGUGCCUUCCAACCCCGCUAUGAAUGUAGAGCUAUUGAAACCCCCAGAGCACUUGAUCCAUUCCACAAUCUACAGGCAGAGCUGCAACAGCAACUCCCUAUUCUUCUGCGACUAGGAGAGGAAUACUUCAUUCGACUUGACAACUCCAAUCAAAAUUCACCCCAGUCUUCAUUGUCGAAUACAUCUCCUGGAGCUUCUGCGCGGUCAACAACGGUCAACAGGGCUUUACUUCAGUUUACGCAGCGUCUUCUGCAAGGUAAAGUCGGUAACAGCAAUCGGUUUCUGAACAGCUACGCUAACCAGAUGGAUGAUUCCACUGAGAGAGGAAAGCGGACCUGGCCGGGCGAAGAGCCACCGAUCUCAUUGGACCUGACGUUCCAUCUGCUGAGGGAAGUUCUAGAAAUGGCUCGAGACGAGCAAUUAGUUCAGCAGGCGUAUAGUAACCGGAAAAUGAUGGACAUAUUCGGGAAAUAAAAGUGUUAGAAAUACAUUUACCAAAUACAUUGUGUACAUCUUACAUAAACUGUACGUUACUAUUCCAUUUUUGUUUUACUCUUGAAUUGGUUAACUUUCGUUCUUUCAGUUAUUAUUUUUUUAUUGAUUUGUAAAAUCGAGUUGUAAUUCGCUUUGUAGUUAUUACAUAGUGUGAUGAGAAAUAGGCAAGGCCAGUUGAAAUGCUGAACACAAAUAUCCUUUAAUGUUCUUUAACUUAUAUUCAAGCAUAACGUAUUUUGUAUAUAUUGUCCAAACAUUCAUCCUCUCUCUCUGGAAUUCCCUCUCAUUGUACAACUGCUUCAAGUUUGAUAAUAAAACAGGCCAAUCAUAUGACUAUCAGCAACCAACCAUAUCUGUUGUGCAAGAGAAUGUCUGAUAUUUAUAUUUGUAAUAAAAAAGUUUCCAAAGUUAUAUUCAUUGCUUGCUGUGUAGACUAAAUUGAGUGUUUUAAUACAUUGAGACGUUUUUCUGACUCACGCGUAAAUCUAUUGCCAAAAUGUGUGCCAAAUUACGCACGGCUUUCUCAAGACAGAAAUCUGCCCUAUGUUUUUACGGUACUAUAGAAAUGCUAGAGAGGAUUUACAGAGAAAUUACAGUUAUAUAACGGUAACAUAGUAAUGAUUUAAA
Oncorhynchus gorbuscha (pink salmon) is the source of this 1275-nucleotide messenger RNA. Its product is annotated as corticoliberin-like. Gene Ontology annotation, cellular component: extracellular region. The transcript is spliced from 2 exons. Bases 115 to 627 code for a protein of 170 amino acids. Gene Ontology annotation, molecular function: hormone activity. The record is from RefSeq and is a predicted model, not a curated record. NCBI's taxonomy places the organism in Eukaryota, Metazoa, Chordata, Actinopteri, Salmoniformes, Salmonidae.